This is a messenger RNA of Dipodomys spectabilis (banner-tailed kangaroo rat), 639 nucleotides long. RefSeq names its product claudin-34-like. Gene Ontology annotation, molecular function: structural molecule activity. Gene Ontology annotation, biological process: cell adhesion; bicellular tight junction assembly. Gene Ontology annotation, cellular component: plasma membrane; bicellular tight junction. The record is from RefSeq and is a predicted model, not a curated record. Bases 1 to 639 code for a protein of 212 amino acids. The transcript has a single exon. Lineage: Eukaryota; Metazoa; Chordata; Mammalia; Rodentia; Heteromyidae.
AUGAUCUUGCCCAUCACUAGUGCCAAUCGCCAAGUAGCUGGUUUUGCUGUAGCUACUGUGGCAUGGAUCCUCUCCAGCAUUUCCAUGGGCCUCGUGGAGUGGCGAGUAUGGUACAUGGACAACCCAUCACUCUCCUAUUCUGGCAUAGCCAUGGUAGGAAUGUGGAGAGUCUGCGUUUACCACCAUGACAACAACUCCAGCAAGGUCAAAAUGUGCCACCAAUAUACCUACUAUGAUACUUUUCUCCCUCCUGAUAUUCGUGUUAGUCAACACCUGCUGCUGUCCACAAACAUUCUUGGGCUCUUUGGGAGAGCCUUAGUCAUCUUGGCACUUAAGAAUGUCUAUCUGGGGAUUCUUCAGAAGAAUGUCACCUACAAUCUAUUUGUCAUUUCAGGAAUCCUGAACAUCACUGCUAGUGGAUGUGUCUCCAUUGCUGUGCUCUGGAAUUACUACUCCAUCACAAACAUGGAGGGGAUUGACUUUACUCCAUAUUUCCAUGUUCCCUUCAAACCAAAUAGUCAGGAAUUUGGGAGUGCCACUCUAGUGGCAACUCUAGCUGCCUUCUUAUUUUUAUUAAGUGGCACAACUUUUCUGUCUUACAGUUUUCCCCCAGACAUCCAAGUGCACCCUGAUGUUUGA